AUGAAGCCUGUUUUCGCUUUGACAGUCUGCCUCAGCGGUAUUAUGGGCGCUGAAGCCUGGGUCUUACCUCCUGGUGGUGCACCCAAGGCUGGCUAUGCUCUUCUUCCAGCGGAUAAGACUGGUGACAAGAACGCCGCCGACACCAAGAUCAAGUUUUCGCCCGCUGGUUCUUCUUCUUCCGGUACAAAGUCAAACGCUGUCGUCGCUGGCUUCAUCAACCCCAAGACCGGUGGUACAUCGCGCCGUGGUCUUGACAGGCGCGACGACGGCGAUGAUGGAGAUUCAGAAGACGGCGCUGAUGAUGGUGUUGAAGGUGAUCCCGAAGUCACCACCUUCAAUCGCCCUGCCUUUAGGAUCGGUACUCUCAAGAAGGGAGAAACCUCUGGCAGCGAUGAUGACACUGAUGAGGAUGAGACCAAGUACUUCAAGACCAACAACAAGAAGCAAAACGGCAAGAACAAGGACGACGACAAGAAUAAAACCAAGACCAAGAAAGAAGACAGCACCAAGACAAAGACAAGCGACGAUGCGAAAAAGACUAGCAAGUCGAAACACUCAGGAGAUGAUGAUAAGAAGACCACCAAGACCAAGAAGGAGGACAGCACUAAAACAAAGUCUACUGAUGAUGUGAAAAAGACUAGCAAGUCGAAGCAUUCCGGGGAUGAUGACAACAAGAAAACUACCAAGACUACGAAGGCGGGUUCUACCAAGACGAAGAGUAGUGAUGAUGCGACCAAGACGCCCAAGGUGAAGGAUGAUAAGAAGAAGGGCUCCAAGGAUGACAAGAAGGUUGACGACAAGAAGAAGUCUAAGAGCACAUAA
Messenger RNA from Fusarium subglutinans, 822 nucleotides. RefSeq lists its product as uncharacterized. The transcript has a single exon. Lineage: Eukaryota; Fungi; Ascomycota; Sordariomycetes; Hypocreales; Nectriaceae. The record is from RefSeq and is a predicted model, not a curated record. The coding region runs from base 1 to 822 and encodes 273 amino acids.